Molecule: messenger RNA, 1788 nt
Organism: Acanthosepion pharaonis
Lineage: Eukaryota; Metazoa; Mollusca; Cephalopoda; Sepiida; Sepiidae
Source: the annotation of a GenBank genome assembly
AUGUUACGUUAUUCUUUCUUUCUUUCUUUCUUUCUUUCUUUCUUUCUUUCUUUCUUUCUUUCUUUCUUUAUUAAUAUCUUUGUUUCUUUCCUUGCUUCCACUUCUAUGUUACGUUAUUCUUUCUUUCUUUCUUUCUUUCUUUCUUUCUUUCUUUCUUUCUUUCUUUCUUUCUUUUCUUUCCUUUCUACCUUCCUUCCUUACAACUCUUUUUUUUCUAUCACUUUUCUUUUUAGUUUAUUAAUAUCUUUGUUUUCUUUCCUUGCUUCCCACUUCUAUGUUACGUUAUUCUUUUCUUUCUUUCUUUCUUUCUUUCUUUCUUUCUUCUUUCUUUUCUUUCUUUUUCGUUUCCUUUCUACCUUCCCUUCCUUACAACUUUUUUCUAUCACUUUUCUUUUAGUUUUAUUAAUAUCUUUGUUUCUUUCCUUGCUUCCACUUCUAUGUUACGUUAUUCUUUCUUUCUUUCUUUCUUUUCUUUCUUUCUUUCUUUUCUUUCUUUCUUUCUUUAUUAAUAUCUUUGUUUCUUUCCUUUGCUUCCCUUCUAUGUUACGUUAUUCUUUCUUUCUUUUUUCUUUCUUUCUUUCUUUCUUUCUUUCUUUCUUUCUUUCUUUUAUUAAUAUCUUUGUUUUUUCCUUGCUUCCCACUUCUAUGUUUACGUUAUUCUUUCUUUCUUUCUUUCUUUCUUUCUUUCUUUCUUUCUUUCUUUCUUUCUUUCUUUCGUUCCUUUCUACCUUCCUUCCUUACAACUCUUUUUUUCUAUCACUUUUCUUUAGUUUAUUAAUAUCUUUGUUUCUUUCUUGCUUCCACUUCUAUGUUUACGUUAUUCUUUCUUUCUUUCUUUCUUUCUUUCUUUCUUUCUUUCUUUCUUUCUUUCUUUCUUUUGUAUCUUUGUUUCUUUCCUUGCUUCCACUUCUAUGUUACGUUAUUCUUUUUUCUUUCUUUCUUUCUUUCUUUCUUUUCUUUCUUUCUUUCUUUCUUUCUUUAUUAAUAUCUUUGUUUCUUUCCUUGCUUCCACUUCUAUGUUUACGUUAUUCUUUCUUUCUUUCUUUCUUUCUUUCUUUUCUUUCUUUCUUUCUUUCUUUCUUUAUAAUAUCUUUGUUUCUUUCCUUGCUUCCACUUCUAUGUUACGUUAUUCUUUCUUUCUUUCUUUCUUUCUUUCUUUCUUUCUUUCUUUCUUUCUUUCUUUUAUUAAUAUCUUUGUUUCUUUCCUUGCUUCCACUUCUAUGUUACGUUAUUCUUUCUUUCUUUCUUUCUUUCUUUCUUUCUUUCUUUCUUUCUUUCUUUCUGUUCCUUUCUACCUUCCUUCCUUACAACUCUUUUUUUCUAUCACUUUUUCUUUGUUUUAUUAAUAUCUUUGUUUCUUUCCUUGCUUCCACUUCUAUGUUACGUUAUUCUUUCUUUCUUUCUUUCUUUCUUUCUUUCUUUCUUUCUUUCUUUCUUUCUUUUUCUUUCUUUAUUAAUAUCUUUGUUUCUUUCCUUGCUUCCUUCUAUGUUUACGUUAUUCUUUCUUUCUUUCUUUCUUUCUUUUCUUUUCUUUCUUUCUUUUCUUUCUUUCUUUCUUUCUUGUAUAUCCCAUCAUUUUCCUAUCUAUCUAUCUAUCUAUCUAUCUAUCUAUCUAUCUAUCUAUCUAUCUAUCCUACAUUAAUUCUCAUUUAUCUAUCUAUCUAUCUAUCUAUCUAUCUAUCUAUCUAUCUAUCUAUCUAUCCUACAUUAAUUCUCAUUUAUCUAUCUAUCUAUCUAUCUAUCUAUCUAUCUAUCUAUCUAUCUAUCUAUCUAUCUAUCCUACAUUAA